Helianthus annuus (common sunflower) is the source of this 544-nucleotide messenger RNA. Its product is annotated as putative disease resistance protein At5g47280. Gene Ontology annotation, biological process: defense response to fungus. NCBI's taxonomy places the organism in Eukaryota, Viridiplantae, Streptophyta, Magnoliopsida, Asterales, Asteraceae. The record is from RefSeq and is a predicted model, not a curated record. The coding region runs from base 226 to 498 and encodes 90 amino acids. The transcript is spliced from 2 exons.
GGCACUGUGGCAUGCUAAAGGGGGCACACCCGGCACGCUGGAAAGUUAUGUUAGAAAAGUUGUCGGGGAAUAAAGCGCUUUUGGAUUUGAACGAGUCUAUACUAGUUUCUCUGGAAAAGAGUUUGUGUUUAGUUGAUAAAGAACCUGAAUUAAAGCAAUGUUACCUAGACUUGGGACUGUUUCCUGAAGAUCAGAAGAUAGCUAGCUGCUACAACACUUUUGGACAUGUGGGCCCAUUUGUAUAAGCAUGAUAACGAUGGAUUAGCUACCAUGGAUAUCCUCGAUAAGCUUUCUUCUAGAAACCUUGCAACUUUGUCGCCGAAAAGGAAACAUCUGAAUGCUAUUGCCAACCAUUGUGUGGAAGAAUCUGUUAUGCAACAUGAUGUGAUGAGGGACUUAGCUAUUCAUUUGAACAGCCAAAAGUCAAUAGAACACAGAGAGACGUUGAUUAUAAACGCAUAUGGGCAAGAUCUUCCCCAAUUUUACAACAAACUGUGAACGCCCAUGUAUUGUCAAUAUCCACAGGUUUGUUUGAUGCAUUAGA